Impatiens glandulifera is the source of this 805-nucleotide messenger RNA. RefSeq names its product universal stress protein PHOS32. The record is from RefSeq and is a predicted model, not a curated record. Lineage: Eukaryota; Viridiplantae; Streptophyta; Magnoliopsida; Ericales; Balsaminaceae. The coding region runs from base 80 to 577 and encodes 165 amino acids. The transcript has 4 exons.
AGCAGAGAAAAGAGAGCAAUUCAUUGAAGAAGAAAGAGAGAGAAAGAAAUUGAAUUCUAGAGAGAGAAAGAGAGUAAAAAUGGUGAAAGACAGAAAGAUAGGUGUGGCCAUAGAUUUCUCAAAGAGCAGCAAACUAGCUCUUCAAUGGGCAAUCGACAAUUUAGCUGAUAAAGGAGACACAAUCUACAUCAUCCAUGUUCUUCAUUCUUCAUCCUCCGAAUCUCGCAAUCUUCUCUGGUCCAAAUCUGGAUCUCCCCUGAUUCCUCUAGCUGAGUUCCGGCAACCGGAGAUCAUGAAGAAGUACGAGGUUGAAACUGAUAUGGAAGUUCUCGACAUGCUCGACACUGGUUCUCGACAAAAAGAGGUAACUGUGGUGGCUAAGGUUUAUUGGGGGGAUGCUAGGGAAAGGUUGAUUGAAUCUGUUGAAGAAUUAAAGCUUGAUUCUUUGGUUAUGGGUUGUAGAGGACUCAGCACCAUUAGAAGGAUUAUAAUGGGGAGUGUUACAAAUUAUGUGAUGGCGAAUGCUCCAUGCCCAGUUACUGUGGUGAAGGAUCAAGAGGAAUUUCAUAAGCACUAAAAUCAAUUAAUGAAUGAUGUUAUUGAAUUCAUGCUUUUAUGUAAUCUCUUUCUAUUUAAUGCUUUGUUUGCUUAUUAAAUAAUAACAAAACACAAGGAUCAUAUCAGAUCAGACACAUUCUGAUUUACAUAAGAGAGUUUUCUUUCUUUCUUUCUUUCUUUCUUUGUGUUUAAUCUACUUGUAAGACUAUAAUUAUGGUAAACAAAAUAAUAUUUGAUUUGAUUAUUA